Molecule: messenger RNA, 726 nt
Organism: Colletotrichum truncatum
Lineage: Eukaryota; Fungi; Ascomycota; Sordariomycetes; Glomerellales; Glomerellaceae
Product: NmrA family protein
Molecular function (GO): biliverdin reductase [NAD(P)H] activity; riboflavin reductase (NADPH) activity
Source: RefSeq, a predicted model, not a curated record
AUGCCCAAAGACAGCAUCCUCUUGCUUGGUGGAACAGGCCCCAGUGGGAUUUGUGUCCUGCGCGAGCUCAGCCUUCGCAACCAGAAAGCUGUCGUGUUCGCCCGGAACCCGGCCAAGAUUCCUAGCGAUCUAGCAUCCAAUGCGCUUUUUAAGGUCGUCAAGGGCGAGUUGACCGAUACGGAGGCCCUUUCAACCGCACUUUCGGAAUGUCAUACAGUGAUUUCGCUGAUUGGGCCGGUCCCUGGAGGUAACUCCUCUACCGGAAGAGAAUAUGCCGACAUUUACCGCACAUUGCUGCUCUUGAUGCAGAAGCAAGGUGUGCGUCGCAUCUUUGCCAUGGGGACCAUCUCAAUCUACCAGCCUGAAGACAGCCAGCAUCUCAUUCGAUGGCUGAUUGUAUGGCUUUUACGAACUCUAUUCAACAAAGCCUAUCAGAAUAUAAUCUCCAUUCAUAAUGUAUUCGAACAGGACCGAGAGGCCACUCGCGACAUCGACUGGACAGUGUACCGCCUUGGCAUUAUCCGCGGCAGCGGAGACGAAAUCGCAACGUGGGCGCAAGAUCGCGAGGAUGAGAAAACAUAUGUCGGCGCUGUCGGUGCAGCCGGCUGGAGUAUUGUUCACAAAAGAGCCGCGCUGGCUCGGUGGUUGGUUGAGGCAGCACAAACCGGUGCAACUGAGUGGAUUGGGCGAACACCGGCUGUCAGUAAGCUGGCCGGCAGCAGCUGA